Molecule: messenger RNA, 1979 nt
Organism: Microbotryum saponariae
Lineage: Eukaryota; Fungi; Basidiomycota; Microbotryomycetes; Microbotryales; Microbotryaceae
Source: the annotation of a GenBank genome assembly
AUGAGUCUUUCCGAUCUCAUCGCCUCGGUCGUCGACAACCAGGACGGCUUUGGCCCCUCGGCCGAGCAUUUGCCUGCUCAAUACAAAGAGUGCGUUUCAUGCGUUUCACCCCUCCCCUUCUCUCCUCCUCGAAUCUCGAGGCCGUCCACCAACUCGCAUCACACACACUGACCCUCGUUCGUGUACGAAUUUGGUCACAGUAUCCCGUAUGCACCCUUCUCCAAGAACGACAAGCUCGGUCGCAUCGUCGACUGGAACAUGGAUGCGUCGACCUCGGGUGGUCAAUCCGGCGCAGGGCAACGACGACCCGGUCAAACCGCCGGCGCGGGCAAGUACGGUCGCGAGCCCAAGGAGGCCUUCGGCGCCUCGAGUGCGGGCACGUUCGCCUACUUCCACGACGAGGACGAGGCCAGCUUUUCGCUCGUCGACGGUAGCAAGAGCGCCGCGUCGAAGCGGGGUGGAUCCGCCGGUGGUGGACUCGGCAAUCUCGGACGAUCGAACCAGAACAAUCGCGGGGGAGGGCGAGGUGGUAACCGAGGUGGAGCCGCCGGUGCACGGGGCGGACGAAACGCCAUGCAGGGCGGUGGUCGUGGUGGCCAGGCCGGAGGACGUGGUGGGCGAGGCGGAGGACAGGGUGGUCGCUUCGGAUGGCGAGAUUGGAACAAGGAGCAGCGAACACGAGACGCGAGCGUCGUCAUCGGCGCCGACUGGCAGGUGCUCGAGGAGAUUGAGUUCUCCCGCCUCGGCAAGCUGCGCCUCGACGUCGACACCGAAGACCCGGAAACGAUCUCUUCGCACGGUUUCCUUUACGAGUACGACAAGACCUACGACCGUGUCACGACCAAGAACGAGAAGCCGCUACAGAUCAUCGAGCGCAUCCGCUACAACCCAACCACGUCCGACGAUCCCAUCAUCCAGGACCUCGCCGCCCACGGCAAGGCACAGAUCUUUGCGACCGACGCCAUCUUGGCGAUGCUCAUGUGCACGACCCGAACGGUUUACCCGUGGGACAUUGUGCUCACGCGCGAGGGCGACAAGCUCUUCAUGGACAAGCGAGAGGGGGCCACUUUCGACUACCUGUCCGUCAACGAAAACGCUGCCGAUCCUCCCCUUGAUGGCGAGAAAGAUACGCUCAACUCUCCCUCGUCGCUGUCGCUCGAGGCGACCUACAUCAACCAAAACUUUGCGUUCCAAGUUGUGCGCGAACACCCGGACGCGAGGAUCGAGCUCGAGCACCCCAACCCUUUCUACUCGUCGGACGAGACCGAGCCGCUCGCCUCGUGCGCCUACCGCUACCGCUUGUUCGAUCUCUCGACGAGCGAGGACGAGGACGUACAGAUUGUGGUCCGAACCGAGGUUGACUCGUUCGUCCGAGGCGCGAACGCCAACGAGGACAACACGUACAUCACGUUCAAGACCCUCAACGAGUUCGAUUCGCGCGCACAAGGCUCGGGUGGGGCACCCGACUGGAGGAGCAAACUCGACAGCCAACGAGGUGCCGUUGUCGCGACCGAGAUGAAGAACAACUCGAGCAAGCUCGCCCGAUGGGCCGUCUCGAGCAUCCUCGCCGGUGCGGAGCAGAUAAAGAUGGGUUACGUCUCGCGAGCGAACCCGCGCGAAUCAUCGCGUCACACCAUCUUGGGCACGCAAUGGUACAAACCCCGCGACUUUGCUGCCCAGAUGAACGUCAACCUCUCGAAUGGGUGGGGUAUCGUGCGGACCAUCGCCGACCUGUGCUUCAAGCAGCCCGACGGCAAGUACAUCUUGCUCAAGGAUCCCAACAAGGUGCGUUUAAAGAUCACGUUCGUCAACAGUUUUAUUCUGGCUUCAUGAAGCUGACUUCUUGCUUUUUGAACGUGAUCUCACAGCCCGUUAUCCGAUUGUACGCUCUUCCCGAAGGCGCUUUCGAGGGUGAGGAUGAGGACGAGGCAGCUAUCGCCGCAGGGGGCGACGAUCAAUCUCAGGACGGUGGAAACUAA